Messenger RNA from Hyposmocoma kahamanoa, 369 nucleotides. It is a transcript of the gene CSP15, whose product is annotated as ejaculatory bulb-specific protein 3-like. The record is from RefSeq and is a predicted model, not a curated record. The coding region runs from base 1 to 369 and encodes 122 amino acids. The transcript is spliced from 2 exons. NCBI's taxonomy places the organism in Eukaryota, Metazoa, Arthropoda, Insecta, Lepidoptera, Cosmopterigidae.
AUGAGAUUGAUAUUGUUAAGUUGUCAACUGUUUGUAUGGUCGUUAGCUGAGGAAUAUUACGACCGUAGAUACGAUUAUUUCGAAGUGGACUACCUCAUACACAAUCCUCGGUUGCUGAUGACAUACAUGAACUGUUUUCUCGACCGAGGACCAUGUCCACCGGUUGGCAAAGAGCUCAAACGAUUACUGCCAGAAGUGGUAAAGACAAGGUGCCAGAAAUGUUCUCCACGUCAGCGUCGGUUCGCAAGGAAGGUGAUAGAUGCGUUCAAUAAGUACCUACCUUCUAGCCACGAUGAUCUCAAGAAGAAGUUAGACCCUGAGAAGAAGUACUACGAGGCUUUUGAGAAGUCUCUCGCUGAUGCUUUGUAG